This is a messenger RNA of Poecilia latipinna (sailfin molly), 1959 nucleotides long. RefSeq names its product cerebral cavernous malformations protein 2 homolog. NCBI's taxonomy places the organism in Eukaryota, Metazoa, Chordata, Actinopteri, Cyprinodontiformes, Poeciliidae. Bases 1297 to 1794 code for a protein of 165 amino acids. Gene Ontology annotation, biological process: vasculogenesis; heart development. The transcript is spliced from 4 exons. The record is from RefSeq and is a predicted model, not a curated record.
AUGUUAAAUAUUUCAAAUGAUCCUUUCAAUGUGACUUGAAACAGAUACUGCCUUAAAAAACAGAUUAGGUAGCUCUACUUCAAGUUUGUCGAAAAUACAGGAGACAUUGCAGAAAAUAUUCAUGGGGUGGAACAGGAACAUUUCGAGAUAUUAAAGCAUCACCUCAUUUCUUGUGACGAUGUCCGACUCAAAAAGUGAAAAGCCUACAGGCAGAAUAAGAGAGUCGUGGAUUAAAAAUAUCCCUUGAUUAAUCAGUCUUUGUGUAACACUCUCACACACAAGAAAGUGACCAAAGUUCUUCAUGUGUAAAAUAGGCAAAGAAAGUGAAAGAAAAGAAACAAAAACACAAUAAAGCAAUAAAAGCAGGAAUAGAAUUAGGGGGCCUAAUUCUCCAGCCCCCAAGAAUAAAAAAAAAUCAAGGAAAAUAAAUGAGUUUUUAGAAGAGAUUUAAAAUCAUCCAAGCUUCUUGUGGACAUUACGGAUAACAGGAGAUAUAGGAAUAUUGUAGGACAGACUAGAAGUUUGAGGCACAGCAAUCAAUCAUACAAUUUUGUCUUGGAGGAGGUUUCUUGUCUUUAACUCUUUGUGUUAUUUUGUUAUUUUCACAUGCUAGUGAUGCUUGUAUGUAACUUAUCUGACAAAGUCAGAGUUGAAUCUAAAAAUAAUAAUAAGGGGAAAACAAGCAGCAAGCAUGAGAUGAAUGUUUAAGUCUUUUUUUUUCUACAUUUCCCUUCUGUAAAUCUACGACGUAACCAAUAUUUAAGAUGUGACUGGUGUGGUUAGCACAGUGAAAUGCAUGCCGUCCUUUCUUGCCGUGGUUUUGCAGACUUUUGCACAGACUCGGUUGCAAAGUCCUUGCAGAAAGUGAGUCGGGCUGAAGCUGUGACAUCAGAAUAUUAGUAAGUUUAAGAGUGAAUGCACGAGUGAGUGUUUUUUUUUUUUUGGCCAUUGUCUGCAAAGCAAACUUAAAAAAAAAAAAAAAAAAGCCAUGAGAAGUCUGAUGCAGAAGUGAAUGUCACAACAUUUAAAGCGCGUGUCAUCACAGGAAGUUGUGGCCGGUUCCUUUCCUGUUCUUGUGCCUGAGUAGAAGUCAAAGACACGUUCCUUCCUUUUUGUGGGGGUCACACCCGUCAUGCGCACCGCCCAGGUCUGGUGCGCUGCGCCUCUCGUCAGUUGGCAGCUGUCAGUUUGCAAGAUCGGGCCAACUGGGGAUAGAUUAGUAAUUGUAGCUGCACCCGUUGCCGGGCUGCGAAGUUGCUAUUGAACAGGUGUGUGUGACUGCUUGCUUGCGGGAUCAUGGAGAGUGAGCCGGGGAUUGUGUCUCCGUUCAAGCGGGUCUUUCUGAAAGGAGAGAAGGGAAGAGACAAGAAGGCUCAGGAGAAAUCCACAGAGCGCAGGGCCCUCCACACCUUCUCCCUGUCUCAGCCUGACCACCGCAUUGAACCUGACAUUCUGCUUAACGACUACAUUGAGAAGGAAGUAAAAUAUUUAGGGCAGCUGACAUCAGUUCCAGGAUACUUGAACCCAUCGAGUCGAACAGAGGUUCUGCAGCUCAUUGACAAUGCAAGAAAAUCCCAUCAGUUGGCGGGCCAGCUGACAUCAGAGCAGGAUGCAGUUGUGAGCUUGUCUGCGUACAACAUCAAGCUUGUUUGGCGAGAUGGAGAAGACAUCAUCCUUAGAGUGCCAAUCCACGACAUUGCUGCAGUGUCAUACAUCAGGGACGACUCUCUGCACCUUGUGGUGAUAAAAACAGGUAAAAGGAGAACAACGUGUGUUGAAGCUGCAGCAGCAUGAGAUGACCUAUAACGCUGUCCCUGGAAAUACCAAUAUCUUUUUUCUGUAUGUCACAAUUCCUGGCUGCACUUCUAUCCAGUAGAUGGCAGUAAUACGUAGCUAAGCUUUUUUUUUUUUUUUGUGAAUUUCACUUAUUUUUUUUAAAGUUAUAAUAUUUAAAACAGC